GCAAGAAAGUAUAGAGCAGUCUUUGCGCUAGAUAAAUACCACCUAAUAUACUUUAUAAGAGCCCGCAAGUUUAUUAAUAUAAAAGCUAUAGUUAAUAUACAGGGCUUUACCGAAGGCCCUAUAAUAGACCUAAGAAUACUAGAAGUUUAG
Messenger RNA from Mytilinidion resinicola, 150 nucleotides. RefSeq lists its product as uncharacterized. The record is from RefSeq and is a predicted model, not a curated record. The transcript has a single exon. The annotation marks the transcript as partial. NCBI's taxonomy places the organism in Eukaryota, Fungi, Ascomycota, Dothideomycetes, Mytilinidiales, Mytilinidiaceae.